AUGCACCCACAGUUGGACAGAAAUAGAUUUGACACAUGCGAAGCGCUCAUGGACGCUCUCGAAGAGUGCCACAAGGCCGAGUUUCUCAAAAAGGCAAUGGGCAUGUGCAACUUUGAAAAAGAUGAGUUGACCAAAUGUAUCCAUGCUCAGAGAACAGAGGAUGCCAAGGCUAGAAUCAGAAUAAGCAGGGAGAAGCAGAAGGCAAUGCAGGAAAGGCAGAAGAAGAGAGAGGAGGAGUUGUACGGAAAGAACGGCUACUUGAAGAAAGUCAUCGAGUUGGAGGCUCAAAAGAGGCAAUAG
Molecule: messenger RNA, 300 nt
Organism: Candidozyma auris
Lineage: Eukaryota; Fungi; Ascomycota; Pichiomycetes; Serinales; Metschnikowiaceae
Exons: 1
Coding region: 1-300 (99 amino acids)
Source: RefSeq, a predicted model, not a curated record